Alosa sapidissima (American shad) is the source of this 1789-nucleotide messenger RNA. RefSeq names its product L-amino-acid oxidase-like. Gene Ontology annotation, molecular function: polyamine oxidase activity; L-amino-acid oxidase activity. Gene Ontology annotation, biological process: amino acid catabolic process. NCBI's taxonomy places the organism in Eukaryota, Metazoa, Chordata, Actinopteri, Clupeiformes, Clupeidae. The record is from RefSeq and is a predicted model, not a curated record.
ACUUCUCAACAGUAUCGUCCGCUGGCUUGCUCAAGAUCUGGGCCUCAAGCUGAAUAAAUUCGUCAUGGCUGACAACCAAACCUAUCGCCUGGUGAAUGGAGGACCACGACAAAAGACAUUCCAGGUAGAAGACAACCCAAACAUCCUGAAUUACAAUGUGUCAGCAGAGGAGAGGAAUAAAUCCGCUGACCAGCUUCUACAGCAGGCGCUACAGAAGGUGAAAGAUGAGGUGAAAGCAAAUGGCUGUAGAGCUGCACUGGAAAAAUUUGACCGCUAUUCUGUGAAGGGGUAUCUGGAAGAAGAGACUGGACUAAGUUCUGCGGCCAUUAGGAUGAUUGGAGACCUGCUCAAUGAGCAGAGCCUUAUGUACACAGCACUGAGUGAGAUGAUCUUUGAGCAGUCUAACAUCGGAGACGACAUCAAGUACUAUGAAGUGACAGGUGGGACGGACCUGCUUACCAAAGCUUUGGCAGAGUUAAUUUCCCUGAACGCCAAGGUCAAACGUAUCAGCCAGUCAGAAGACGGGAUCAUUGUCUCAUUUCAGAACGAUAAGCAGCCUGACCUUCAUGCCGACUUUGCCCUUGUCACAACCACAGCCAAAGCAGCCCUUUUCAUGGCCUUCGAUCCACCUCUGUCCAUCCCAAAGAUGGAGGCCCUGAGGUCAGUCCACUAUGACAGCUCGACUAAAAUCAUCCUUACCUUCAGCGAGAAGUUCUGGGAGAAGGAUGGCAUCCGUGGAGGAAAGAGCAUCACAGACCGACCCUCUCGUUACAUCUACUACCCCAGCCACAGUUUCCCAGGAAACGACAAGAUCGGCGUCCUCCUGGCUUCCUACACCUGGUCUGAUGAGUCUCUCCUCUUCCUGGGCGCGAGCGACGAGGACCUCAAAGAGCUGACCCUGAGAGAUUUGGCGCUGAUCCACAACACCACCGACGUCAGGUCUCUCUGCACCGGUGUGGUGGUGAAACGCUGGAGUGCAGAUCCUUACAGCUUGGGCGCCUAUGCCAUGUUCACGCCGUACCAACACCUGGAGUAUGGCAGGGACCUCUUUCAGAGCGAAGGCAAGGUGCACUUCGCCGGGGAGCACACGGCUUUCCCUCACGGCUGGAUGGAGGCAGCAAUGAAAUCGGCAAUCAGGGUGGCGAAGAACAUCAACCAAGUGGCAAAGGAAGACAAGUUAGUUGGACAUGCAGUCCGAGACGAGUUUUAGAGUAUUUAGUUGAGCUGUUAAUCCUUUUCUUUCUUCAAACAUUUCUGUGGUCUCACAGAGCUCUCUCUAAAAAUAGUAGUAGCAUACUUUCCAAAUUAAUUAUUCGUUUUUGCUUUGGCUAAUUGUAGGAAAUACGUCAGGCACAUUCUGUUUUCUUAUGUCUUUUAUUUUCCAUUUUUAACCAUCACUGCUUGCAUAUAAUUUGAUUUAGACUUAAAGAGAAGGUUAGCAAUACUGGAGCAAGAUUGUUGAUAUUUGGUUAAAAUCUGUCUCACAGCCAUUAGUUCAUGAACAAGACAUUUGCUCAUAGACUGACUUGCACUUUGCCCAGCAUUUAAAUCAGGGCCCUUGAUCUCAGUAGUCAAGCAAAUAUACCUCUCCCCUUAGUGCUUUUAUCAAUACACCACUCCCCUCUUAUCAAUACACCACUCCCCUCUUAUCAAUACACCUCUCCCCUUAGUGCUCUUAUCAAUACUCCUCUCCCCUCUUAUCAAUACACCUCUCCCCUCUUAUCAAUACACCACUCCCCUUAGUGCUCUUAUCAAUACACCUCUCCCCUCUUAUCAAUACACCACUCCC